GAGCGUUCCCGUCGAAACUCCACUAGUGAGGGGACACCAUCGGCGCCAACGCCGAUUGACGCGCUCGUGUCCCUAGAAACUCGCGGCGAUUUGUGAGUCGUUCUCGCGCGGCGCGCGCGCGCGCGCCUCGCGUUUAAGUGGCAUUCACACCGACACAACGGUGGAGUGGUGUGGUAUGCUGUUGACUCGCACUACUAUUCGAAGAUGGGAGGACAGGAUUUGGUCGGUCUGCUACUGGAAAUCCCCGUUGUGUCUUUGGUUUAUUCUUCUUGAGCAUCGUAUAAUUUAUGGCGUAACGCUUUCUCGCUUUUUACUCUUCUGCCCCACCAUGAGGUCAUUCUGAUUUUCCUUCGUGAGCUUCGCCGUCAGUCUGAGGAUCGUUGAUGGGAGUAGUACGUAUCGUUAAUUGUAAGGUAGAAUAAGCCACGGCGAAGGGUCCGAGUAUAGUCUGACAAUGCGCCAUCCGAAUGAUGCGGAACAUUAUUUGCGAAUCUCUAUUAAACGGUGCUUCGAUUUCAUAGUAGUGGGAAGUGACGCGGAGAUCGCGGAUGGUUGGUUGAUGCUGAGGGAAUUACGUGAUGAUCGAGCGUUUAAUCAACUGCUCAAUUUCGAGGAUAUUCUGAGAGAUAUCCUACACAGCCAAAUACUGAACAUUUCCGAGGUGCCGAAAAUCAUGGCGUGGAUCUUGCCGCAUGUGGAGGAGAAAUCGGACUCCGACGACGCCGAUCCGAUCUCCAAGGACGUCGCCGCGUUGCUGCAGAAGACGGACAUCAGGGACAUGUCGCAUUUGGCCGCGCUUCUUAAGACUAUGCUAGAUAAUAGAGUGUACCUGCCCAAGUCGGCCGAUCACACGGCACUAUGUGAAGCAGUGAUCGUGAGGCUGUCGACUUUCCAAUUACCUCCACAGCCUAAAAAAAUCUCAGAGUUCUAUGACAAUGCCAGCAAGAUCAAAAACUUCUUGAAGGUGGUCUGUAGCAAUACCAAGAACAGCGGUCAUGAACUCCUGUUCAACUGCCUUCAAACUUUGUAUCGUAUAAUAUCGGAUAGGAAGAGAAAAGAGGAGCCAGGCCCGGGAUUAGCUGUGAUAUUGGCUCUGGUAGAAAACAGUUUUAUUCCGCAGGCAGUGGAGUGGAUUCUGUUGCAAUCACAGUCAAACCAUGAAUUAGUACAGGCACUGACGGUUUUAUGUAAUUGGCUUCCAAAGUGGCGUGACAAGAAACUCAGCAUCUGGAUAAUGGAAUUCAUACUUGGCUUAGAAAGACAAGAGAGAUAUUCUGUUCUUUUGGAAGUCAUGGAAUCUUCAUUAGACAUACUGAAUCUUAUGUGCAAAGUAUUAGUGGUACCGUUAAUCCGUCAUAAUUCUUCCUUUAUUAUAUAUCACAUUCUAAGAAAGCUAAGCUCUGAGGAAGUUAUACAAAAAUUGAUUAAAACUGUACCUACAUUGAUAAGUAGUUUAAUGAAAGAAGAUUCAGAAUCCAGCAGAGAAUGUAUACAGCACUUAGUCGACAUUGUGAAAUUAGCCAGUAUAAGAUUUCCGGCCUAUCGUCUACCUGAAAAUGUAGAAAAGUCUUUUCCAGUUUUGCCACGCAUGCAUAUUAUCAAGGAAUUUUAUCGUGAACCAUUAUGGCUAGUCGAUACCUGUAUGAUAGAACCAAUUCUUGAACCAGAGGGACAAUUGUCUGGAAAAGUUGGGCUUCAAAACCUUGGAAAUACAUGCUACAUGAAUAGUGUGUUGCAAGCCUUACUGAUGACUCGACAAUUUUGUCAUGAGGUACUGAAUUGCCUUGUGAAUCAAACAGGAGGAAUGCCUUUGUUGAGGAAACUGCAGGAUUUGUUUGCUUUAUUAUUAUAUUCCAAGAGGAUGUAUCUGUCACCAAAUGAAAUAUUUGAAGCAUCACGACCAUCAUAUUUUCUACCUGGGCAACAACAGGAUAGUUCUGAAUUUCUUUGUCAUCUUCUGGAUGUUUUACACGAGCAAGAAAAAGCAAUUAAUACAACCAAUGGGAAAAAUGAUUCCACGUGUGGUAUUAAAUCUAAAAUCGAAAUACAGGAGAGCAGAAUAACUUCUGCGUCAAACUCUACAGACAGUACUAUCAAGCGGUGGAUUACCGAAGAAGAUCUAACUGAAGGCUUGAUGUUCCGUCAAAAAACGCAAUCAUUAGCGGAUUUUCCACAAGGUGAAGAUCUGGUACAAGCGGAACGGCUCAGUGAUUAUCAUUCAGAUUCCACCGACAGUGGUAUACAAUCUGUAGGUGGUGAAGAAACGGUUAUCUCAUCCACGUCUCUUGUACAUAGAGUAUUAGGUGGCGAGUCCAAGAUUACUUACCAGUGCGCACAGUGUAAUACCAGUUCACACAACACGGACAAAUUUCGCGAUCUCCAACUAUGUUUUCCUGAAGAGAUGCAGGAGAACCAAGAGGUCUCGGUUCAAGAUCUCAUCAACUAUUAUCUCGCACCGGAGAAGCUCACGGGCGAAAACAAAUACCGCUGUGACAAAUGUAUGAAGUUGUGUGACGCGCACAGAAUCAUCACAAUUUUACAGGCGCCCGCACACCUGAUUUUGUCGCUGAAACACUUUCGGUACGAUUUUGACAGUCGGCUCAGGACGAAAUUGCGCCACAAAGUAGUGUACAACGAUGUCAUAAAGUUGCCGGUAUCCACGGUACCAAGUUCGAUCACUGAAACGUAUAAUUUAUAUGCCGCCGUAGUGCAUUCCGGUUAUAAUAUGGAUUACGGACAUUACUUCACAUACGCCUGCGACUCUAAGCAAAAUUGGUACAAGUUUAACGAUAGCUUUGCGUCGUGCACCACUUUCGAGGAGUUCAAGAACUUGAAGCCGCCGGACACACCUUACAUACUGUUCUAUGAAAAAUCGGGAGCUCUUGAUGGGAUGUACGAGGACGACAGGCCCGAAUUAUUGACCUUGAGUAAACACUUGCAGGGAUUGAUAGCGGACGAUACCAUAGCUUACAUAGAAGAGCUGAAGCAACAGGCGACAUUGUCAUUAUCUGGACGACAUUCGCGGUCCGUUCAGAAACGGUACGACAAUUCUGAUGAUGAGAAUCCACCAUCUAGCAGCUGUUGCGGCGCGAUUGAUAUUCCGGCAAAUCGUUUUCUGUUUUGAAUGGAUUUAUCAUGCGGACGGCGACGAGUCUCUUCGGUUACCAACUGUAGGCUUCGUAUUUAUUGCACAAUACAUUAUUUUAUAACUACAGAUAGCAGACCCAAUUACAUUAUUUGUGAUCAUUGAGACACGUCUUUUGGUUAGCCACUAUAUUUCAAAUAAAAACUGAUAUUAAUAUUACACUCGUAAAGGGAAACGUGUGCAUUAUAUGCUAUAACUCUCGAUAGUUAUGGUAUACAGUAAAUUAACUUAGAGCAACUAUGUUAAAAGAUAAUUAAUAUAUUCAUGUAUAUAAUGUAUAAACGAAUGCACCGGAAUGAUACUGAACAUAAUAAUUGCAUGCCUAUGCAUGUAUAUGAGACGUGAAUUGCGCGAAGAAUCGGUUUUUCAUUUUAUUACUCGAUAAUAACCUUGUAUAUUAAAUAUGUUCUUAAAUUAUGCGUAAAUGUGAGGAGAGUUACACAUAUACAUGCAAAAAGAAGAAAAUAAAUGUCCGAGCUCUAUCUACCCUAU
Harpegnathos saltator (Jerdon's jumping ant) is the source of this 3637-nucleotide messenger RNA. Its product is annotated as ubiquitin carboxyl-terminal hydrolase 35. Gene Ontology annotation, biological process: protein deubiquitination. Lineage: Eukaryota; Metazoa; Arthropoda; Insecta; Hymenoptera; Formicidae. Gene Ontology annotation, cellular component: nucleus; cytosol. Gene Ontology annotation, molecular function: cysteine-type deubiquitinase activity. The record is from RefSeq and is a predicted model, not a curated record. The transcript has 3 exons. The coding region runs from base 455 to 3124 and encodes 889 amino acids.